This is a messenger RNA of Trichomonas vaginalis G3, 354 nucleotides long. RefSeq names its product SLEI family protein family. NCBI's taxonomy places the organism in Eukaryota, Parabasalia, Trichomonadida, Trichomonadidae. The transcript has a single exon. The record is from RefSeq and is a predicted model, not a curated record. Bases 1 to 354 code for a protein of 117 amino acids.
AUGCUUCCUCUCUUCUUCAAAGUGCUUCCUCUCUUCAUCAAGAUGCUUCCUCUCUUCAACAAAGUACUUCCUCUCUUGAUCAAGGUGCUUCCUCUCUUCAUCAAGAUGCUUCCUCUCUUCAACAAAGUGCUUCCUCUCUUCAUCAAGAUGCUUCCUCUCUUCAACAAAGUACUUCCUCUCUUGAUCAAGGUGCUUCCUCUCUUCUUCAAAGUACUUCCUCUCUUGAUCAAGGUGCUUCCUCUCUUCAUCAAGGUGCUUCCUCUCUUCAUCAAGAUGCUUCCUCUCUUCUUCAAAGUGCUUCCUCUCUUCAUCCAAGAUUUGCUCCUCUCUUCAACAAAGGACUUCCUCUCUUGA